Messenger RNA from Mesitornis unicolor (brown roatelo), 1048 nucleotides. RefSeq names its product transmembrane protein C15orf27-like. Gene Ontology annotation, cellular component: plasma membrane. The transcript is spliced from 9 exons. The record is from RefSeq and is a predicted model, not a curated record. Gene Ontology annotation, biological process: monoatomic ion transport; transmembrane transport. NCBI's taxonomy places the organism in Eukaryota, Metazoa, Chordata, Aves, Mesitornithiformes, Mesitornithidae. The annotation marks the transcript as partial. Gene Ontology annotation, molecular function: monoatomic ion channel activity; voltage-gated channel activity.
AUGUCCAAUCCUCAGCCUACAAUAGAAGGCAGUGUUUCAGAAGUUGAGAUAAUUUCACAGCAAGUGGAAGAAGAGACCAAAAGCAUUGCUCCUGUACAGCUUGUUAAUUUUGCUUAUCGAGAUCUGCCUUUAGCUGCACUUGAUCUGUCUGUGGCUGGGUCCCAGCUUUUGUCAAAUUUGGAUGAAGAGUACCAAAGAGAAGGAUCUAACUGGCUAAAACCGUGCUGUGGGAGACGAGCAGCUGUGUGGCAGGUAUUUUUGCUCAGUGCAAGUCUCAACAGUUUCCUGGUAGCCUGUGUAGUAUUGGUGGUGAUUCUUCUGACUCUGGAACUCCUAAUAGAUAUAAAGCUUCUCCAGUUUUCAAGUGCUUCACAGUUUGCAGGAGUAAUUCACUGGAUCAGCCUAGUCAUCCUGUCUGUUUUCUUUUCAGAGACUAUUUUGAGGAUUGUGGUCCUUGGCAUAUGGGAUUACAUUGAAAACAAAAUAGAGGUGUUCGAUGGUGCUGUCAUAAUCUUGUCCUUGGCACCAAUGGUGGCCUCAACAGUGGCUAAUGGCCCCAGCAGCCCGUGGGAUGCUAUCAGCCUUAUUAUCACACUACGAAUAUGGAGAGUGAAGAGGAUCAUUGAUGCCUAUGUCCUUCCAGUGAAAGUGGAGAUGGAGAUGAUGAUUCAGCAAUAUGAGAAGGCAAAGGUUAUUCAAGAUGAGCAGCUGGAAAGACUAACCCAGAUCUGCCAAGAACAAGGGUUUGAAAUCAGGCAGCUGAGGGCACACCUUGCUCAGCAGGAUUUGGAUCUGGCUGCAGAGAGAGAGGCUGCACUGCAGGUCCCACAUGUGCUGAACAAACAGAGCAGCAACAGAUACAAGGUAGUGGCAACUGAAGAUUCGGAUGAUGAAGCCACCAAGAGCAUCACUGAGCUGCAGCCUUCACGAGAUUCCAGAGUGAUGAUUGUAGUUGACCAUUCUGUGUGCCGCAUGGCACUUGUCAAUUUUGAAAAAUAUCUGCAGUCGCAUAUUACGCUGGCUAGCUGGAGGACAAAGAAGGGACCAG